AUGGCCACCCACGGCCAUCCACGGUCACCCACGGCCAUCCAUGGUCACCCAUGGCCACCCACGGUCACCCAUGGCCAUCCACGGCCACCCGUCACCUCCCACCGGUACCGGGGCUCCUGCUCCCCCCGCCCUGAGCCGCCCAGUGCGGGGCUGAAACUGGGCCACAGCGCGAAACCGGAGCCGGGCGAGCGCCGCAGCCGGCGGGGUCCCCCCGGUCCCUGCGGCAAGGACACCCCCAGCCCCCUCUCGCAGCCCCCUCUCCGGGGAUGGGGGGCUCGGUGUCCGCGACCCCCGCCGCUGCAGGGGGGUCCCGGUCCCGGGGAGAGCGGUGGGAAGGGGGGGGACACGGACGGGCGGUGCGGGAGGGGAGGGGGCUCCCCCCGAGCUGCGGGACUGGAGGGCUGCGGGGGGAACCGCACCGGCUACCGGGGACACGGCUCGGGCUCCCCGCGGUCCGGGCCCUUGGCCGCUGCACCGGGAGCGGAGCGGGUGGGUGGCCGGGAGCCGGUAACGGAGGAGGAGCGGGGGGGUCACGUCACAGCACCGGGAUGCGCAGGGGGGAGCGGGGAGAAGGACGGCGUCCUCACCGAGGUCGGCAAAGCGGAGCGGGGGUGCCGCCGCCGCCGCCGGGCCCAAACCGCCGCAACCGGCCUUCCCCCCCCCCCGCCACCCCCCCGGCCCGGGCCGUUAACGGCCCGGUACCGCCCGCCCCCCCCUCCUCCGCCGCGACCCCGCACCUGGCAGGCGGCGGCGCGGGCCCGGCUCAGGCGGCGCGGGGCGGGGGGCGGCUCGGCAUGGCGCGGCCCCUCCGCCGCACCGGGCCGGCCCGGGGCCCCUCCGCUGCGAUGCGCUCUGGUACCGGGCCGGGCCGCGGAGCCGAACCCGCGGCCGCGGCAGGAAGCGCCGGGCGGUCCCGGGACCGCCCCCGUCCCGUCCCGUCCUUCCCCCCCCCUCCCUCCCGCCCUCCCCCCGCACGUCACGGCGGCCGCGGUGGCGUCACCGGGAGCGGCGCCGCCGUGGCGUCACCGGGGCGGGCGCGCGCCCACGUGGGAGGGGGAUCCCCGCCCCCGCGGGGGUCAGGGCGGGGGGAAUCCCCACGCGGGGACGCCCCCCUACCCCCGGCUGCGGGACCCCCGGUUCUCCCCGGGGCUCCCCUCACCGCGCACCGGCUCCCCCCGGGAACGUCCCCCCGGUUCUCCGCCCCCCCCCGCCCCGCGUUCUCUCGUUCGUUCUCCCCGCAGCCCCGGCGCGACCCCCGAGAGCGGCGGCGCACCGGCACCGGGACCCCGCCGGACGCCGGUGCUCGCCGGUCCGGCCGCGGGGACCGCGCCCCCCCCCCGCCGCUCCCCCCGGUCCCCGGGAUCCCCGGUGACGUCACGCGGCACCGGCCGGGCCGCGCUGCGCAGGGCCCGGGGGCGACACCGGCUCCGGGGGCGGCGGGGCGAGAAGGGGGUCCCGGUACGGGGGGGCGGCCCGGGGCGGCCGCAAUGGAAAAGGGGGCACGGGGGGUUGUCCCUUCCCGGUGCGGGGCAGCGGAGCCCGGUGCGGGGGUUCCCCGCCUGGCGGAGGCUCCGGGGGGCUUGGGGAGGUCCCGGUACAGAGCCGGGGGUGCCGGUGCUGCUGGCCCGGUGUCAGGGGGCCCCGGUACAGAGCCGAGGGUCCCUGUAG
Molecule: messenger RNA, 1668 nt
Organism: Prinia subflava (tawny-flanked prinia)
Lineage: Eukaryota; Metazoa; Chordata; Aves; Passeriformes; Cisticolidae
Product: collagen alpha-1(I) chain-like
Exons: 2
Coding region: 1-1668 (555 amino acids)
Source: RefSeq, a predicted model, not a curated record